This is a messenger RNA of Episyrphus balteatus (marmalade hoverfly), 614 nucleotides long. RefSeq lists its product as uncharacterized. The transcript has 3 exons. The record is from RefSeq and is a predicted model, not a curated record. Lineage: Eukaryota; Metazoa; Arthropoda; Insecta; Diptera; Syrphidae. The coding region runs from base 84 to 539 and encodes 151 amino acids.
AAGUUUUUUUUUAAAUCAGUACUAAUAGCUAUAGUAUUUUAUGUUUCAAUUAAAAAUUGUGUAUCGAAAAAUUUCUCUUGAAAAUGUCAAAAUCAACAAUCUCCGAUGAUUACCCAGUAGACGAUCUAGACGCCGAGUUUCAUUCUAAUAUAAAAUUAGCCAAAUCAAUAUUAAAAACUUUGAAGCGACCAAAAGAUCGUGAAAUUACAUCACGUUUGAUAGACCGUGUGAAAGCCCUAAAUUCAAAUAGUUUAGAAGUCAAAUCGAACCGAAAUAAAUUUACAAAAUAUUUUCUAAAAGUUCUUCAAAGAAACAGCGAUACCCAGCCAAAGGAAUAUGAUCAAUGGUUCAAACCAAGCGAACAUAGAGAACCUACACAAACAGCUUUAUGGUCUUCCGAUCGUCGCACUUUUAUAGCAACAAAAACAAUUCCCGGAUUUGGUUUGCUUGUUUACAUGGCAGUAACUUAUGAGCCUGAAUUAGGUUGGCAAGACUAUGGAUUUCUGUCCUAUGAUUUUACAAAUACAGCACAAUAUUGAGAAAAAUCGUGCAAUUCGAAUUUAAGAUACAUGUGGAAUGCUUUAUAUAAUUUUUUUUUUUCUUUGGGUAUAUUG